Molecule: messenger RNA, 2114 nt
Organism: Anguilla rostrata (American eel)
Lineage: Eukaryota; Metazoa; Chordata; Actinopteri; Anguilliformes; Anguillidae
Gene: fbxo7
Product: F-box protein 7
Exons: 11
Coding region: 147-1598 (483 amino acids)
Biological process (GO): positive regulation of autophagy of mitochondrion
Molecular function (GO): protein kinase binding
Source: RefSeq, a predicted model, not a curated record
UAGUUCAUAUCCUUACCAGGGAAGUGCACGGAAGUGCGUAUUAUUUUGGGGAUGGUGUAGCUAACGUUUGUUUCGUUUUAGUGACAUUUGUUGUUGUCAGCUGCCUCAUACGUACAUCAAGAGUCGUUGGUAGAAGAGCUAGAAGCAUGAAGUUACGCGUGAGAUUGAACAAACAGACCAGCCGCUUGGCGCUGGAGGGAGAGGACCCAGCGCUCUCGGAGCUGUGCGUCCACAUCAGGGAGCACCUUUUGCCGUCCUGUGGCCUCAGCCCAGAAGCAGAGUUCACUCUCUCCCUCAAUGGAGCGGAGUCACUCACAGACACGGGGCAGACCCUCUCCUCCUGCGGCAUCGUUUCGGGGGAUUUGAUCUGCGUGAUUCUGCACCAGCCUGGUCCUGCGGCCUCGCCCGUGACCCCCGCCCCCGCCCCCGGCAUCAGCAGCCCCGUCCCAGCGAGGGAGCCUCACGAGGAGAUCAGGCGCCCGGAGUCGCCCAGCACCAGUGGGUGUCAGGUGGAAAUGAAGGAGGCGGAGCAUGAUCAGGAGGCGGCGCAGCACUACCAGGAGGCGGAGCUAGAGGAGGAACAGGGGGCGGAGACUGGCCCUUUCAACCCAGGGCCAAUGCUGUGCAGCGAAACGGAGAAUGGGGAGGUGCCCCACGCCCUGGAGGUUCUGUGCCACGGAGCCGAGUGCCAGGGCCCGUUUGAUUCGCUGGUGGUUGCCGUGCACCUGCUUAUGAUGGAGACGGGAUUUGUUCCCCAGGACGCAGAGGGGAGACCUGGUGUGAUGCGGGUGGAGCAGGGGGCUGUACAGAGCGUACACCCCUCUGUGAGCAAGCUGGCUGGCUGGUGGCCUAUUCACCGCACUCCCAACAUGCUGGUGUUUAACGCCUCUCUGAAGCUGAACGAGGCCGUGGACAACGCCAGGAAGCUGCUGCUGAAGCCGUCCUCCUACGUCACGGAGGAGUGGAGGGGGGAGAACGUUGCUGUUGUCUACAAAGACUUGAAGAAGCUUUCUCGCACUUUCAAAGACCAGCUGGCGUAUCCUCUGAUUGCGUCAGCAAGACAAGCCAUGAACUUGCCGGCGGUGUUCGGGCUGACGGUGCUGCCGCCGGAGCUGCUGCUGCGGGUGCUGCGGCUGCUGGACGCGGGGUCGGUGCUGUCCCUGUCCGGCACCUGCCGGGAGCUGUACGGCGCCGCCGCCGACCCCUCCCUGUGGAGACACCUGUACCACCGCGACUUCAGGGAUCAAAUUAACAGACCAAGAAACACAGACUGGAAAGAGCUCUACAGAAAGAAGUACAAGCAGAGGAGGGAGGCGAUGUCCUUCCGACGCACCAGGCUGUGCACUCCGGGCCCCCCGUGGCCCCUGAUCUACCAGCCCUUCCCCUUCAUCCCCCAGCCCCCCCUCUACCCCCCCGGCAUCAUCGGCGGAGAGUACGACCAGACGCCUGCCGUCCCCCACGGCAUCUUGCCCCGCCCGUACUUCGACCCCAUUGGCCCACACCACAGGCGUAACCCCGGCAACAGGGGUUCUUUUGGCUGGAGACCGCAAGGGCCCAUGGGAAACCGGUCUUCGGACAUCAGGCGAGGAUUCAUUUAAAACCGUCACCAAGGAGACGCUUUUCUUUUUAGUUUUUUGUGCCAGAAUUCAGUGCAGCAACAACCCGCUUCUGACUUGAUUCUUCAGAUUUUGUUGAAAUGCAGUGGGGCCAAAUGUUAUUUCAGUUAUAGCAGUGCACUGGCACGGUUCACCCUGUUGGGAUUGGAAGUCAGAGUCAGUCUAAUCCAUUGUGGAUCCUGAAAACAUCACAGCCCCUAUCAAUGUGCAUUGCUUCCUGUUCUUGGAAUUUGCACAGUUAACUCAAAUAUUAACCCUCUGCAGUGAUUACGUCUUUCACACUUUCUACCAGCAACAGCUAAAGUAGCUCCAGCUCACCCAGGAGAGGCUCAAGCUCCUCACGGGCCCCUGCAUAACUCAUCAGUAGAUACACGGUUGUGUAACCGCGUAAUCCACCAUGAAGGUCUGUGAAACAGGUAGCUGUGUGCCUGAGUUUGACUUUUCACUUUGCUUAUUUUCCAUAAGAAAACCUGAAAUAAAACAAAAAGUUUUCCAGUU